AAUCUAUUUCUGAUGACCAGGGUGAUACCCGAUUGUGGGAAGAAAUCAGUCAAACAGGAGAUUGUCCUCCAACCUGCUGUAACUUUCCAGUGGCAGUAGCAAGAGACUCUAUGUACGUCUUCAGCGGCCAGAGUGGUGCCAAGAUCACAAAUUCGCUUUUCUAUUUUACCUUCAAAGAUCGAUGCUGGACACGAAUAUCCACAGAACACAUACUACGUGGUGCUCCUCCGCCCCCAACACGGCGCUAUGGUCACACUAUGAUUGCGUUUGAUCGUCAUUUGUAUGUGUUUGGUGGGGCUGCUGAUUCUACUCUUCCUAAUGACCUGCACUGCUUUGACCUAGACAGCCAGACCUGGUCUGUGAUACAGCCUGCACCAGAUUCACAGGUUCCAUCGGGGCGACUUUUCCAUGCCGCAGCGGUGGUUGGGGAUGCUAUGUAUGUGUUUGGUGGUACUGUCGAUAAUAAUGUACGAAGUGGUGAGAUGUAUCGAUUCCAGUUCUCUAGUUAUCCCAAGUGUACCCUACAUGAUGACUUUGGCAAACUUCUGGAGAGUCAACAAUUUACUGAUGUUGACUUCCUGGUGGGACCUGAGGAACAGAGAAUUCCAGCUCAUGUUGUCUUUGUGGCUGCACGCUCACAAUACCUGCGGAAUCGCAUUCGACAGGCAAUGGAAGCACGAGAUAAACACCUAGAAAAA
This is a messenger RNA of Homarus americanus (American lobster), 698 nucleotides long. RefSeq names its product leucine-zipper-like transcriptional regulator 1. The transcript has 4 exons. Gene Ontology annotation, cellular component: Golgi apparatus. The record is from RefSeq and is a predicted model, not a curated record. The annotation marks the transcript as partial. NCBI's taxonomy places the organism in Eukaryota, Metazoa, Arthropoda, Malacostraca, Decapoda, Nephropidae. Gene Ontology annotation, molecular function: protein binding.